Messenger RNA from Calliphora vicina (urban bluebottle blowfly), 1355 nucleotides. RefSeq names its product pro-resilin-like. The record is from RefSeq and is a predicted model, not a curated record. Gene Ontology annotation, cellular component: extracellular matrix. Bases 164 to 463 code for a protein of 99 amino acids. The transcript is spliced from 4 exons. Lineage: Eukaryota; Metazoa; Arthropoda; Insecta; Diptera; Calliphoridae.
AUCGAUGAUGCGAUUUUAAACCAGAGACUCCGACUCAGAAUUCAUAUAAAAGACUUCUGUAGCAAACAAUUGCUUUCAGUUAAAUACUAAAAGCGUUUGACGAAUAAACGGUGGGAGAUCUUGUCUUAAUACGCAAUCAAAUCCAAUCAAAACAAAGUAAACAAUGUCGGCUUUAUCUUGGAAGUUUGUGACGGUUAUAUUGUGUGCGUAUAUUAUUGUGGCAUAUGCGCGGCCUCAAGCUCCUGAACAACCUGAACCGUAUGAAUAUCAAUAUGAAGUCAAAGAUCCCGAAAAGGAAUUAUUUUUCAAUAAAAAUGAAGCUGGAGAUGCUCAGGGCAAGGUAUCUGGUGAAUAUUCCGUUUGGUUACCCGAUGGCAGAUUAAUGACCGUGGCUUAUACCGUAGAAGGUGAAAAUGGUUUUGUGCCAAAGAUUACCUUUGACACCAACAAUCCAUUGGGUUAAACAACAAAGCAACAACACUGAAUCAGGUAGCAACAACAACAAAAAAUUACAAAAGAAAAUUCAAUGAAAACCAUAAAUUUCAACAAAAAAAAUCUUGCAAAAAAAUCAUUUUACAAAAUAAAGAUGAAAACACCUACCACAAGAUCCUCCUUAUUAUUUUAUCUUUUUUUAAACAAUUAAUUAACAAAUAAAUAAAUCAACAACACACACUCUUUAAUAAUAAACAUUUCUCUCUACUUUUUGGCUGAUAAACAAAACAAAUAUUUAGCGUAAAAUUUCUUUAAACAUUUUUUUCGGUUGAAGUAUGUUUUUUUGCCUUUUUAACAAACCACAAAAAUAAAAAAACUAGAUUAAUUACAAUUUAUCCAUUCAUUUGUGUAUAUUUGUAUAUUUAAACAGAUACUCAAUAUUAUAUUAGUAUGUAAGCUGUUUAUUUUUUUGUUUUUUAUUAAAUAUUUUAUUUGUAUUAACUAUUAUUAUUAUUAGUAAUAAUUGUUAAUAAGUCUAUUUCAAUUGUAUUGUAUUGUAUUUACUCCUACUUUAUAAAGUCAUAAAUAAAAAAUAAAACAAAAAAUAAAAUAAAUUUAACAAGAAAAGAAAAGUAUGUGUAUCAUCAAAUCCAACAUCAAACCAUCAGACAGACCAGCAGACCAACCAACAACCGAUCGAUCAACUUCUUUGUCGUCUUCUUUGCUUUUUUUACCUAUACUACACCUAUGUACUUAUGUACUUAUAUAUUUUCUGAAAUUAUUUUGUUUAUAUUAAAUUGUAUUGUAUAUUAUUAUUAUUGUAUCGUAUUGUAUAUUCUCAAAUAUUUACUCAAAUAUUUAUUUUUAUUUUUCUGGUAUUUAAAAAAGAAUAAUAAUAAAAUAAAUAGUUAAAAAAGCGACAA